Camelina sativa (false flax) is the source of this 1000-nucleotide messenger RNA. Lineage: Eukaryota; Viridiplantae; Streptophyta; Magnoliopsida; Brassicales; Brassicaceae. The record is from RefSeq and is a predicted model, not a curated record.
GUGGGUAACACGUAUCGGUUCUCUCUCUCUACCUCAAAUUUUUAUUUGCAUCCUUUCGAUCUCUAUUAUCUCUCUCUACAAACCAGAUCCGAGUUUCCGAGAUUUCAAGAAGCUACCUAACAACAAAGUCCUUUACUUUUGCUCUCAAAGCUUUCAUCUUUCAUUCAACUACUUAAGCUCCAGUAUGGCAGGAACAGCACCGGAAGGUACACAGUUUGAUACGCGUCAGUUUGACCAGAGGCUUAAUGAAGUCCUCGAUGGACAGGAUGAGUUCUUCACCUCAUAUGAUGAGGUCCAUGAGAGCUUUGAUGCCAUGGGUUUGCAAGAGAAUCUUCUUAGGGGUAUCUAUGCUUACGGUUUUGAAAAGCCUUCUGCUAUUCAGCAAAGAGGAAUUGUACCCUUUUGCAAGGGUCUUGAUGUGAUCCAGCAGGCACAGUCUGGUACUGGAAAGACCGCCACUUUCUGCUCUGGCGUCUUGCAGCAGCUUGACUAUACCCUUGUCCAGUGCCAGGCUCUCGUUUUGGCUCCUACCCGAGAGCUUGCUCAGCAGAUUGAGAAGGUCAUGCGUGCCCUUGGUGACUACAUUGGCGUCAAGGUUCAUGCCUGUGUUGGUGGAACCAGCGUCCGUGAGGAUCAGCGCAUUCUCCAGGCUGGUGUUCAUGUCGUCGUUGGAACUCCUGGUCGUGUGUUUGACAUGCUUCGAAGACAAUCUCUUCGCGCUGACUCCAUCAAGAUGUUUGUCCUUGAUGAAGCUGAUGAGAUGCUCUCCCCAACGAUGCCACCAGAAGCUCUUGAGAUCACAAGAAAAUUCAUGAGCAAACCAGUGAGAAUCUUGGUGAAGCGUGAUGAGCUCACACUUGAAGGUAUCAAGCAAUUCUACGUGAACGUGGAGAAGGAAGAGUGGAAGCUCGAGACUCUCUGCGAUCUCUAUGAGACUCUAGCCAUCACGCAGAGUGUCAUCUUCGUCAACACUCGUCGCAAGCCUCGAUGGACAGGAUGA